CCACCAAUGAUAUGCAAAUGUGAUGCAAACCAACCUGUGGGUUGCGGCGCAUGGGCCUUCCAGUCCACGCCAAGGUUGGUAGGUCCCCCAGGCCUUUUCCAUGGCAACUGUCAUUCAGGCGGUCUCCAUGGUGACCGCGUGGCGGGGUGUGGCGGGGCUGGGGCUGGGGCUGUUGCGGGCGGGGCGGCCCCCCAGGCCUCUCAGCUCCGAGCCGAGAGGAACCCGGAGGCGCUUCGGUGUCCGAGCAGCUGCCAUGGCGCCCGUCAAGGUCGGAGACAAGCUGCCCAGUGUGGAGGUGUACGAGGGGGACCCCGGCACCAAGGUGGAUGUGGCCACACUCUUCAAGGGCAAGAAAGGGAUUCUCUUCGGGGUGCCUGGUGCCUUCACCCCUGGCUGCUCCAAGACCCACUUGCCUGGCUACGUGGAGCAGGCGGGGGCGCUGAAGGCCAAGGGCGUGGAGCUGAUCGCCUGCCUGGCUGUGAACGAUGUCUUCGUCAUGAGCGAGUGGGGCAAGGCCCAUGGAGCCCAGGGCAAGGUGUGGAUGCUGGCUGACCCCACCGGAGCCUUCGGAAAGGCUACGGAGCUGCUGCUGGACAAGGAGCCCCUGCGUGACCUCUUUGGGACCAACCGCUGCAAAAGGUUCUCCAUGGUGCUGGAGGAUGGCGUGGUGAAGGCUCUCAACGUGGAGGAGGAUGGAACAGGGCUGACCUGCAGCCUGGCCAACCACAUUCUGUCUCAGCUCUGAGCAGCAGCAUGCCAGGGUCCCUCCUGCUGCUGCUUCCCCCCGCUCCCCCCCCGCCCCCAGCCCUAGCACAAGGAGCGGGGCAGCGCAGCAUCCUUUCCCUGCAUGAUAUGAUGGUCUCCCCCCUGCGGGAGGGGGGGCUGUGCUCUUGCUGCUACUCCUGCUGUCAUGGGCUUGACCUCUAGGGGGCACUCGUGCCCUGGUGGUGGUGUACUGCCCCACCAUGCUGUGUAUCAACCUGGAAUAAAUGGCUCUUGCCA
Chelonia mydas (Green sea turtle) is the source of this 1002-nucleotide messenger RNA. It is a transcript of the gene PRDX5, whose product is annotated as peroxiredoxin 5. Gene Ontology annotation, molecular function: thioredoxin peroxidase activity. NCBI's taxonomy places the organism in Eukaryota, Metazoa, Chordata, Testudines, Cheloniidae. The transcript is spliced from 6 exons. Gene Ontology annotation, cellular component: cytoplasm; mitochondrion; peroxisome. Bases 101 to 745 code for a protein of 214 amino acids. The record is from RefSeq and is a predicted model, not a curated record. Gene Ontology annotation, biological process: cell redox homeostasis; hydrogen peroxide catabolic process; cellular response to oxidative stress.